UGUGGGCGGGCGUGCCAGCUGGGCAACCGGAGCUAAGAAGCGCCCCGCAGCUUUGGGGAGUGACGGAAGGAGAAUGCGGAGUCUCCUUCCCGGGACGCAGAGGCGGCGGGAGAGCACCAGCACCAGCACCCUCUAAGCUUUCGGCCGCCACCAGGGGCUUCAGACAGGUGAGGCGGGCAGGCAGGCAGGCGGCCGCCCGGGAGCUGAGACCCAGGCGGUUCCCUUCGCGCCCUGCUGGGAGUAGGCGCAGUUUGCAUUCCGCCCUCCGCUGGACUUCCACCUGGAGCUUACAGCCGUCUUAAAAGAGAAAUGGACCGUCAGAUCUGCGCAGUCUCGAGCAACGUGCCUCUCUCCGGGCGGAAAGCCAAGCCAAAAGCUCCCCUUCCUCCACUGGAAACAAAAGCUACUGAUUGCUCGUCUUUUGAUGAUCUGGAACUAGCUAACUACACUAUGGAGCAAAAAGAAAAUAUUAUUGACAGAGACAUUGAGCUGUCUGUGGUUCUUCCUGGAGAGGUGAUCAAGACUACUAAUGUUAAUGGCAGCAAACCAAUGAUGGACUUAUUGGUAUACCUUUGUGCACAAUACCAUUUAAAUCCCGCAAGCCAUACUAUCGACCUGAUGUCAGCUGAAAAGAAACCAAUCAAAUUCAAACCUAAUACACCUAUUGGGAUGCUUGAAGUUGACCAAGUGAUUUUAAAGCCAAAACAGAUAGAUAAGAAAAAGCCUAUUCCUAUCAUCCCAGAGCAAACUGUGAGAGUUGUGGUAAAUUACAAGAAGACACAGAAGACAAUUAUCCGAGUUAGUCCUUAUGCACCACUUCAAGAAAUUGUGCAACUUAUCAGCAACAAAUGUGAUUUUGAUCCUUUACACACUAUUUUGCUAAAGACCUAUCAAUCUCGGGAGACUCUUGACUUGACAAAAUCCCUUAAUGACCUUGGACUCAGAGAAUUAUAUGCAAUGGAUGUCAGCAGAGGCACAUCAGCUGCUGAAUACAGCUUGUCAUCAUUACAAGACUCUUUUCAGAAUGUACAAAAUUCAGAGAAUUUGAAGGAGAAAGAAAAUAAAGGAUUCUUUGGCAUAUUUCAACGAAGCAAAAAGAAACGACAACAAACGGCCAGUGCUCCUGCAACACCGCUCAUGAACAAGCCAAGGCCAGCCUUUGCUGUGAGAUCCAGUUCAAUCUCCAAACAGUAUGACUCAAAUACUCUGCCCUCUGAAAUGCCCAAAAAGCGACGAGCACCCUUGCCUCCAAUGCCUGCUUCUCAAAGUGUGCCCCAGGAUCUUGCCCAAACCCAGGAUAAACCUAAGAUUUGUAUGCUGAAAUCCAGUAGCAUGGAUGAAACUGAUAAGGGACUCUCAGGAGUAGGAAUAGUGAGGACAGGUUCUCUUCACCUCAGUGGCACGUCCUCAGUUAAUUCUUCUUUAAGGCGGGCAAAGCGCAAAGCACCUUCUCCACCUCCCAGGAAACUGCAAGGCCAAAGUGACCCCAGCAUUGACACAGGAUCAGAAUCUGCAGAAUCAAUUCAUGUAGAAGGCAUUGGCAGAGGAAGAUACUCAGACGUACAAUCUCCAACAGGCAAUAUAGUUGAUCUAACCAGGACUACAGUGGCAGCAGGUACCUCAUGCAGCUUUGAUCCAACCAAUCAUGAUCAAAACAAUGUCCAGCAAGUCUCAGAGGAAGGUAGAGUUUUGCUUAACGCUGAUACUCCAGAUGAAUCUGAAGUGUCGCUUAAAUCUGAUAUAGGCUCUGAAUAUAGCCUAGAGGAGAUAGAUGAGAAGGAAGAAAUGCACGAUGAGUCCCUUAGUGCUCCACUAGAAGCUUCUUUAGAAGUUCCACUAGAUGUUCAGAAGCAUGAACCUGCUUCCCAUCCAAGUUUUGGUAUUGGAGACAAUGCGCAAGAGUCAAAUGAAGAUAAAACAGAAAAUACGAGUGCAGGUGAUAAAGCCCAAGGUAGUGAAAUACUGAGAGAAAAAGUUAGCAUUCCCAAUGGCAUUGCGCCUGGAACGUUGCAGCCAAAUACAAAUAACGGCUGCAGUGAACCAACAUUUCCUCUGCCUUCUACCAAACUCAGUAAGGUAGAACUAAGCAAAAGUAACAAGUUUGAAACACUGGAUUUUGAAGCCUACAAACAUGACACCACUCUAAAUGGGGAACACACUCUUCAAGAAUCUCUGAGUGUGCAUGGUCAAAAACAUGAUCAGGUCAACGUAGAUGUAGUAAAGACUCAGGAUGCUGCAAUUCAGACAACGUCUGAAGAUAAUUUUGGUCGGACUGCAUUAAGUGAAAAUAGUGAUCAUCAGGGUCACAGACUGAGCACUUACAAAAAUUCAACCCAUGUACACAAGCCAGUGCAGGAAAAUCAUCCCUCAGGAGCCCUGAAUAGGAUGAAUAAGACCACAGGACAAGCAGCCGAAAACAGCGUGAAACCUAAUGGUGCCCAUGAUAAUGCUUUGGUAAAUGAUAACCAAGUUCUACCAGAGACAGUUGUCGGAAGCCCAGUUAGUUCUCCUACAAAAAGUUACCCGCUUUACCGACAAGAUUCAAAGCCUAAACCUAAGCCUUCCAAUGAAAUUACCAGAGACUACAUACCCAAAGUUGGAAUGACUACUUACAAAAUAGUACCUCCCAAAUUUUUGGAAACAGUGAAGAGUUGGGAAUUUGAUACUGUAGAAAGCCAAGGAGUAGCCCUAUCUCCCAAGAAUGAGAAUUCCCAAGAAUUUGGUACACAAACAGAAACUGCUAAUAUCUCAAAAAGGCUGAAUGAAACAGAACCUGAUUUUAAAAAUGAAGUUACGUUACAUGGGGUAAGGAAGGAUCUGCUGGCUGAAACAUAUACUAUUGCUGAUCAUAGCCCAGUUUCCUGCUCUAAUGCCAAAGGCCAGAAAAUGGAGGUAGAACAUUCCAGGCCUAAUCAAGACCAUCCAAUUCCCCCUUUAAUUCUAAAACCAGGAAACAAAAGUUCUCCGCCUGCAGUGCAAGAAAAACCAAAAAUCUUAAGUCCUCCAGUAAGACCAAGCAAUUUCUAUUUUCAGAUACAGAGGAGGACCUCAGAUCAUUAUGUAACUUCAGCAAUUGCCAGAAGUGGUUCUCUGAGCAGCCCUACUCAGAAUGAAGCUAAGGCUAUAGAGACAGAGAAAAAGCUGGCAUCACCAGAUCAAACUUGUUUUCCAUUUCCUAGAACAAUUACUGUUCCUUCGCAAUUAGCAGAGGAAACUACUGAAAAUGGAUGUAAUGAAGAAGAAAGAAAAGUCACCACUUCUCCUGUAAAAGCGUCUCAGCCGCUGAAUCCUCCUUCAUCCCAGUCUUCUCCGUUAAAUUUGAAAACUCUGAGGACUUUUGUUUUGCCACAACCAUAUUCUUGUCCUAAACCUUCACCUUUUGCUCUUGCUGUAUCAUCAGCAGUUAAAAGAUCGCAGUCAUUCAGUAAAACAUGCUCCAGUACAACCAGACCAUUAAAAGAACAAUCUUCUCUUGACCUGAGCUCAUCGGUAUCCAGCACUGAGAUAAAGGGUCAUUCGCCUGUACUGAGUCCAACAGCUCAGACACAGCAGAGCCUGACAGACAAGCAGAAGAAUAACGAUGCAAGUUAUGAGCAAAACAGGCAGGCUCCCCCUUUAUUCAACCAUCCAACCACCGCUCACUGUGAGAGAAGCAUUGCUGCAGCAGUCCAACGCUCUGACCCAGAACAGAUCCACCAGAGCUUGCUGGCUGCAAUCCGCUCUGGAGAGGCUGCUGCCAAAUUGAGACGGGUUGCACCUCCAUCAAACACUGUUGCCAUCAAUGGAAGAUCCAGUCUCAGUUCCUCAGUGUCCAUUGAAACAAGAUACAGUAGUCAUUAAGACUUUGUACCAAAUAUUUUGCACUUUAAUCACCAUUGCAUAAACCUACUGCAUAAACCCACUUCACAGUUAACUGCAUAUUACAAAGACUGUGUAAAUGCAGGAUUAUGUGGGUAUAUAUUGUCAAAAGUGAAGCAUAGAAACUUAAUGGAUGCCUCAAAGAAUUCUUAAAAUAUAUAAUUUAUGGCUUUUUUGCCCUUUCUCUUUAAAACUAAAAAUGCUGCUUCAGAACAUAUUCCAUGGCGCAGAAGAGUUGCAGGUCUUUGCUGUUGUAAUAAUCAGAUAAGUUAAUUCCACUUCAUCCAUAAUAAAUGAUGUGUGGCAAUAUGCUGUAUAAUGCUAAGAUUCAUCUUAAUUUUUGUAACUGCUUAAUAAUUGUGUUCAGACAUAUUUGAAUUUAAAUGUAGUUCUUCUCACCUGUUGCCUUGAAUGUUAAAUUUGCAAUUAAUUACUGCACUUAGCUAAUUAUUAUCUAGAAACUCUGUUGGGCAGAUUUUCUAGUCAAACAAAAAUGUAGAUGAGAUACAUCUAAAGUUAUACACUUCUAAAUCAGUUUGACUGCUUAUUGUUCUCACUUAAAUCAGUAGGACUUAAAGGUGCUUAACUUUGGCUGGAUCAUGCCUGUUUAGGUUGAUUGUUAGUUUGUUUCUAGUAUCAAAGUGAAAAAAAUAAAACAGAAAUUCCUUGGCACCUACUUUUUAACACUAUAUGUGGAUUUCCUUAUUUAAAACAUUUUUAGUCUCAGUGCUAUAGAGUGCUUAUAUCUGUGAUGUGUUGCAACAAUAUCGCCAGUAAAAUCACAGCUGUUUUUCAAAAGCAGCUGCCAAACCCAUAUCCCAAGUUAUGCUGAAAAAUAGUAACCUGUGAAGGCUUCUAGAGUGAACUCCUCAUGAUGCUCCUGAUGGGUAGGUCCCUGAAACCUCAGCUAGUAUGGCCAAUGAGGAUGGAUACUAAGAAUUGGGCAGUGCAGGAACAUCUGGAGGGGCACAGGUGUCCCAUCCUGCUCUAGGGGGAUACCAAAGGGCAGGUUCGUGUAGGCUGAACUGUACAUCUCAAAAAUAGGUGUGUGAUUUCAGGGUUCCUAUCAUUCAGAGUCCUGCAUAGAUUUGACUCUCCACUGCUAAGCUUCAGUAACUUCUAUCCACAUCUUUUUGUAAGUUUAAUAGCAAAGCACAUGUUGGAAACAGAUUUUUUUGGCAAAGACGGAAUCAUAGGACCUAUAGCUCAAAUAUUUGGAAAUCUGAGCUGACAGGAAGUAUUCAGAACCCAGCUCUGGGCUGUACUGAAGAUUCUGGAUACUUAUUUGGCAGUGGAUAUAAAUUUUCAAUAAAGACACUGAGCUGUGGAUCAGGUUUAGCUUGAGGCAUUCUCAAGGGAAAGUUGCAGUGGCAUAGAGGCAUAAGGCAUUUGAAAAUAGAUAAACUGUAGAUGAAUGCAGACUCUUGUGCACAGUUUUUUCUUCAAUGUUCAUAAAAGCAAACUAUUUUUAUGUCAGUUAAUUUUUAAAAUAUUUCUUUGACAUUCAGGAAAUUCAACAUAAGAUGGGGUGGGGAAAUGAGCUUAAUUUUCUCCUGAGGAAAGUGGUGGUGGUGGUGAUUUCUCCAAUUCAAAUUUGUUUUAGAAACAUUUUAGCAACACAAUGUCAACAGACUAGUUUUGUGUGUGUGUAUUUCCACCAUUGUAGAAUUUAAGAAUCACCUGUGGAACAGACGUGUUAUCUUGAGCAGAAAACCAAACCUUCAGUAACAGAUGUUUUGCUUUGUCUGUGUCUAUCCAUCUUUUCCUUCCAGUCUUGACAAACUAAUGUUGCAUUUCUGUGUUGGAAAUCUGUUUGUGACCCUAGUUCUGAUCAAGCAAUAAAUUGUAGAUAUACAUUGCAAAUAAUGGAAUAUUUUCAAUUUAAUAGUUCAUGGUGUUUUCAAAUAAAAGCAAUGCUAUUUAGUUUUA
Candoia aspera is the source of this 5787-nucleotide messenger RNA. RefSeq names its product cordon-bleu WH2 repeat protein like 1 (gene COBLL1). Gene Ontology annotation, molecular function: actin monomer binding. The record is from RefSeq and is a predicted model, not a curated record. The transcript has 15 exons. Lineage: Eukaryota; Metazoa; Chordata; Lepidosauria; Squamata; Candoiidae. Bases 310 to 3840 code for a protein of 1176 amino acids.